Molecule: messenger RNA, 441 nt
Organism: Pecten maximus
Lineage: Eukaryota; Metazoa; Mollusca; Bivalvia; Pectinida; Pectinidae
Product: apidaecins type 73-like
Exons: 1
Coding region: 1-441 (146 amino acids)
Source: RefSeq, a predicted model, not a curated record
AUGAGACCACGACAGACCAGGCCAGGCCAUACCAAACCAAUGAUACCACAACAGACCAGACCAGGCCAUAUCCAACAAAUGAGACCACAACAGGCCAGACCAGGCGAUACCAAACCAAUGAGACCUCACCAGACCAGACCAGGCCAUACCAAACGAAAGAGGCAACACCAGGCCAGGCCAGGCCAUACCAAACCAAUCAGACCACAACAGGCCAGACCAAUGAGACAAGACCACACAAAACUGACGAGAUCAGAUCACAACAGACCAAUGAGAUCAGACCACACUAGACCAAUGAAACCAGGCCAUACCAAUCCAAUGAGACCACAACAGGCCAGACCAGGCCAUAGCAAACCAAUGAGACCACAACAGACCAGAUCAGGCCAUACCAAACCAAUGAGACCACAACAGGCCAGACCAGACCAGGCCAUAGCAAACCAAUGA